AUGUCAACCACAGUUCAGACAAAUGUCAAUGAUUCACUUGUAGAUGAACCUUCAAUGAAACGUACAAAAUAUAUAACUGAUACACUGGAAAAUAAUGAGGAGAAAUUCAAUCAUAAUAAAUCUUUGUUUGCAUUAAAAGAGAAGAAAAGUACAAAACCACCUGUAACUACAAAUCUUCUAUCGUCAUGUUCAGAUACACAGUCAUAUUUGAAUGUAUAUGAGAUGUCCAACAGUAUGGAUAAUGCUUCUUGUCUAAACUUACCAAAGUGUAAUUAUGAUGGCUCUAAAUAUAACUGGUUGGAGUCCACUGACAGUCAUAACCGAAUGGAUGAUGAAGAGGAAUUUCUCCAUUUGAAAUCGGACUUACUCAACUGCCAGCCAUCUUCUACAAACGUUCAAGCAAGAACUUCACAUAAAAUGCUCAGUUCUGAAUCUUCAGCACCUCUGAACAGGUAUCGUCAUCAUCAGCAUUAUAAGUGUUCAGAACAAUUGGACAGCAAAUGUUCUGAAACAGCUAUUACAAUCAACCAGAAUUCACUGCCUGUAUUGACAGCUUCAUUGUCUUCCACCACCUGUUCAGUUUCCUCUGGGUGUACAAAUCAAAAUUACUUAAGUUCUUUAGAUAGUUCUGGUAGUAAAUUACCAUUACCAACUGAUAUUUCUUCAAGUAUUCAUCAAUUUUUGUUCACGGUCCUUUUGUCAGCUGAUCGUAAAUCUCUUGUUAUCAGAGAUGCAAGUCAAACUGUUAGAGAAAUAUGGCCAUUAAAGUGUAUCAUCCGAGUGUCUUUAGGUAUCUCCGAGAAAGUGAAGAAGAAUCCAGAGCGAGGAACAUCAAUUUAUCUCCAUUCUACAUAGAAUCUACGCCAACGUUACUCACUCAGUGAUCCCACUAAACGCGAGCAACGCUACGAAGACAUCUGUGAUCAAAACCCUGUAAUCACUUUAUGUCUUUUACUUUCAACGGUCGUCCCAUAGCCGUAUAUCAGAACAGAACGAACUGCAGUACAAUAUACUCGUCCUUUGAUGGAUAGUCAGAUAUCUCGCCAGUUGGUACCACAAAUAACUCAAGUUGGGAAAUGCAAAACGGGUUUUCUGUAUGUGAACUGAGUUUUCGUCGGCACGCAGCCCAUUCGGAGGGUGGAGGCAACUCCCCAAGUAAGUGAGAUGGUCGACAUAUUCCACCACUUCAUUCCCUAUCAUUAAACUGAGAGUACUUGCAUCAGACCACUCCUGGAGCAUCAUUUUACAUUUGAAAGUUAUGACACGCAUGCUAUUCAAACAUUCUCAGAUUUCUGCUGACCAGAUCCAGAAGACCUCGCAUUGAGACAGCGUCUUUACUUGACAGGACAAUACCGUCUGCAUACUCCAAGACAAUUAGAUGACCUCCACAGAGUAGGCCAAGCCCCAUAAACUCAGAUCUGCCUAAGCUUAUGUCCAUUAGUACAUCUAUGACAAAGUUAAAUAGGAACGGUGACAGUGGACAUCCCUGACAAACACCACUAGUCGUCGUCAAUGCACAUAACAUCUCUCCAUAAGCCCUUGCACGGUUGCGCGAGACCAAGUACAGAGCUUUGAUCAGUGUUAUGUAAUCGCUCGUAGCCAGACACUGCGACAACACCUCACGGUCGAUAGAGUCAAAUGCCGCCUUCAAAUCAAGAAAUAUGGGAAGUGUCGGUCCCUGGUAAGUAUGCCUGUGUCUCGGACCCUGUCAGAGGGUAAAAAUAUGACCGAUACACCCUCGGCCAGCUCAGUCUGAAACCUGCCUUAUUUUCUGUAGUUUGCUGUUCACGAGCUCCAGUUAGGUGUCGGAUAACUAUGGAUCCGGAGAUCUUGGACACAAUAUUAGUCAAACUAAUUCACCUACUGUUGUCACAAGAAUACUUUUUCCCUACUUAGAGACUGGGAUGAUCAGUGAAGUGAAUCAGGCUGAUGACACUACAUAUGAUUCCCAUAUACUAGACGGUACCGUCUUCACUUUAAUUAGCAAUUUAUUACCUCCAUCUUUGAGAACUGUCAGGUCAUGCUGCUUUGUGUCGUUUCAGGUUCAAUACAGCCUUUUCAACUUCAAGGAGAGUCGGAGAACAACAUCUACGUUGCAUUCAGGUUCAGACUAGAUGUUGAGCAACUGAAGCAUUGGUGACGGCCAGUUGAAUUAUACUUUGGAGUGUUCUGCCCAACGUUCUAGCCGCCUGUCUUGGGAGAUUACUGGCGUCACAUCCUUUCCGGCGAUGGUUUCACUAACCGUCGUCCUAAUCUUGCCGAUAUUCUUAAUAAACUUAAAUAGUUGCCCGCAAGUCUACCAUAAGGGCGAACCUGGGACAUAACGACUGUUACUAUAUCAGGGAUAAUCAUCUAAGGCAUACUUCUUAGAUCAAUGCACAGCGUUUCUUUUAAUACAGUGUAACCACCAUCAAUGGUAUUGAGUUGACAACUAUGUGGUUUGUCUGUCCAAUGGAGUUUUUUGGGAAGGAGAUAUUCUGCAUCCUGAAGUUAUGUCAUCUUUUCAUCCAAAUCUUUUGAUUUUGUACAAAUGCUAUCUGAAUAUUUUAGUAAGGUGAUUUUCGUUUCAGUCCAGCGAUAACAAAAACUCUCCUGAAAUGAAAUGAUACUUUUUUUUAGCCUAUUUAACUAUCAUCAUUAUGUUUGCAUAUGAUAUUGUGAAUGAAUAAAUGCUUAAGUCUACAGUGAUGGUGAUUCCAGUUGUAAAGCGACCAUGAAUACAGACAGAAUUCGAACCAAUUACUCCUAGGUUCAGCAGCAACCCCUGACUUCGCCACGCUAAAUAAUAAUCAGUCUGUCAACGAAAAUUAUGUCAAAUACCCUAAAUCUUGGAAUUGACAAUAAACUUACGUUACUUCGGAAAUUAGGCACAAUGUCCGUAUGCUAAAUAUCAAGCUUGGCGAGACUAUAAACUUUAUCAUGUCACAUCUCCUUGCUCCUAAGCUUAUUUGAUGAAGGUCAUUGGUAAACGAAAUGAAGCUUGACACUAUAAUGCCAGUAGUCACUAGGCAACUGAUGAAACCAAUGCACGAACAGCGUACCACUGUAAGUUUCAUUUUCAGUCUACUUCCUACUUCGUGUUUUCAUCAUAAAAAGACCAGAAACGUCAAUAAUGAGCAGAUUAAAGAUGGCUAUCUGAUUUGAUAGUCUCUAAUUUAGUGACACAAACUUCCCCGCCCUAGUCUCCUUGAUGUAUUCGGCAACCCAGCCAUAAAAGCAAGACAAAGCAGAGAAAAUACAAAACGCUCUUAUUUUCCAGCCAAUUAGAACAGGCUAAGGUGACCUUGGGAAUUAGUGAAUCAUAGGACUAGUUUGCGUAAAACCAGAUAUGGAAUUUCGAAGUUUUAAGUUUUGCUUAAGGAUAUGAUUAAGAAGUAAUUGAUUUCCUAUUAUAUUUUGGUCAAAUUUUCGACCAACAUCCAACAGUACUCCACAACUUUCAUCAUUCUUAUCACAAUAACUCUGGUAAAAAGUUAAAUUAACCUUGAUAAUUGUCUUUAUAGUGAUUUAUGGUAAUAUUUUAUCAUAAAUAGUAAUUAGCUUCGUUUGAAAAUAAAGUUGUAUGCAAACUUUUUGAAAUUCAGACUUUAAUAUUCCAAGUUGAAGUAAGCGAUAUUUCAAAUCAAGAUGACUCUAAUGAAGCUGGGAAUUUCAAAUCACGAUCCAUUCGAGUCAGUUUACUAGCCAGAUCAAUAAUAGAAUAUCACUAUUGGUUAGAUGGUCUAUAUUUGUUGAACAAAUUGAAUAACCCAAGUGACUAUUACAAUGAAGAUGUGGAACGCUUGAUUGAUUUGGAUAUGCGUAUACGUCUUUCAAGCCUAGAUUUAAAUCAACUGCCUAAAAGAGAAAUCAUUAUACCUCCAGAUCCUCCACCUUUGGAUUUUGUUUAAAUUUUAUUUUCUUUGCCUUAUUAUUUUUUUUUUCCUGCAAAAAAUACAAUCUACAUUUUGAAUAAAUCUGUAUCCUGAUAAUGAAACAGAUUCAUUGAUGAUAAUAUAGGUGAAUGUUGUACAAAACAAAGUGGAUUAUUAUUAUUAUUAUUAUAGUAUACAAUGAAUGAAUACAGAAAGACUCUUACCAUUUUCGGUUAGUUAUCGCUUUAUCAAAAAAGAUUCAAAGAGAAAUGAAAGGUUGGCUAAUGCAUGAAGACAAAUAUGUUAGCGAGUACAACAAGACUCAUCAUUUAAUAAUUAGAUUAUCUUAAGAAAUAAGUACAACUGUAAGAAAUCCUCUACUAUAGAAAUAGUUUUCUUGAUAAUCCAAUUAAUUGAAGAAGUUACACUACACUACAAUGUCUAGACAUUGAAUAAUUGAAUACUUGGUGUUGUCGUGUGUAUGAAGUUCUCAAGUGUAGUUGGAUUGGAUUGGAUUAUCAAGAAAACUAUUUCUAUAGUAGAGGAUUUCUUACAGUUGUACUUAUUUCUUAAGAUAAUCUAAUUAUUAAAUGAUGAGUCUUGUUGUACUCGCUAACAUAUUUGUCUUCAUGCAUUAGCCAACCUUUCAUUUCUCUUUGAAUCUUUUUUGAUAAAGCGAUAACUAACCGAAAAUGGUAAGAGUCUUUCUGUAUUCAUUCAUUGUAUACUAUAAUAAUAAUAAUAAUAAUCCACUUUGUUUUGUACAACAUUCACCUAUAUUAUCAUCAAUGAAUAUGUCCAUAGAUUACAAAGUUAUUGUAACUAUUAUUAAUAUUGUUGUUAGACCACUCAUAAUUAGCAUAAUAUCCUGAUCUGCCGAUUUUGCCGUGAAUCAUUGUCUUCCUUCUCCUGCUAUUUACUUAAUCCUCCUGUUAUUGGCGGUAUCAUUUCCUGUUGACUCUCUCUCUCUCCCACUCUUUCAAUGAUGAUGAUGAUUUUUUCCUUCAUGGAUUGGCAACGGGAGUGUCCGCCAUGACUUCUUACAUUUUUACUCCCCUAGUUACCGGGGUACCGACAACAGAGUGUAAUUACCCCAAACUAUUUGUUGAGUAAUUAAUUGAUCAUCGAACUAUAAUCAGUUUAUUGUCCUCCCUCUUUCUGGUUUAUUUUUUAACAGUCAUAAUCAAUAUUACUCAGAAAUUGCAUAAGUAAAAACGUAUUACUGUACAA
This is a messenger RNA of Heterobilharzia americana, 5084 nucleotides long. The record is from the annotation of a GenBank genome assembly. Lineage: Eukaryota; Metazoa; Platyhelminthes; Trematoda; Strigeidida; Schistosomatidae.